This is a messenger RNA of Hippocampus zosterae (dwarf seahorse), 1874 nucleotides long. It is a transcript of the gene sgf29, whose product is annotated as SAGA complex associated factor 29. The record is from RefSeq and is a predicted model, not a curated record. Bases 423 to 1295 code for a protein of 290 amino acids. Lineage: Eukaryota; Metazoa; Chordata; Actinopteri; Syngnathiformes; Syngnathidae. Gene Ontology annotation, cellular component: SAGA complex. The transcript is spliced from 11 exons.
AGAAGAAGACGAAGCUAACGGACUAGCAAGCGGACAACUUUUGGAAGGUUCAAUUGUGUUCGAUGUGUCCUGUCUCUCGUCAGCUGGAAUAGACGCCAGCCGACUUGUGAUAAUGAGGACAAACGCUUUAGGAAAGGAGUUAAUGGAUGGAUCGAUAUGAUAACAGUGAGAUUUAUUUAAGGGUACAACUAAUCAUUAUUUUGUUAUUUCUGAAAAUGCACAAGCCUAACACGAAGAUGAUUCAGUCGCUGUUCUGAGAGAAAUUCAUUGAAAUGUUAGCCAUUGUUUUCCAGUGUAAAAGUAGUGUUUGUCACGCCUUUUUUGUUGUUACAGAAUUCAUCAGGAGGACGACAGAAGUAGAAGAUUGACUGUUGAGAGGCUGACGUUUUGAGGAUUUGGACAAUUUUAAAUUCAACAAGGAGAUGUCAGCAGAUACCAAGAUCGCCGAACUGCUCACUGAACUUCACCAGCUCAUCAAACACACGCAGGAGGAGCGGUCACGCAGCGAACACAACCUGCUCAACAUCCACAAAACCCAUGAGAGGAUGCAGACGGAAAACAAAACGUCGCCGUACUACCGCAACAAGCUGAGAGGACUUUACACCACCGCCAAAGCCGAUGCGGAGGCUGAGUGUGGGAUCCUGCGUCGCGCUCUGGACAAAAUCGCGGAGAUCAAGUCGUUACUGGAGGAGCGAAGGAUCGCCGCUAAGAUGGCCGGCGUUUAUAGCGACAGCGACCCCCCCAGGAAGACCAUGCGGCGCGGCGUUCUCAUGACUCUCCUCCAGCAGUCAGCCAUGACGCUGCCGCUCUGGAUUGGCAAGCCCGGCGAAAGCCCGCCCCCUCUGUGCGGGGCCACGCCCGCCAGCGGCGACUACGUGGCCAAGCAGGGAGACAAGGUGGCGGCCAGGGUCAAAGCGGUGGACGGAGACGAGCAGUGGAUCCUGGCUGAGGUCGUCAGCUACAGCCACGCCACCAACAAGUACGAGGUGGACGACAUCGACGAAGAAGGCAAAGAGCGACACACUCUGAGCAGACGUCGCAUCAUCCCGCUGCCGCAGUGGAAGGCCAACCCCGAGACGGACCCCGAGGCGCUCUUCAGCAAAGACCAGCUGGUGCUCGCCCUCUACCCGCAGACCACCUGCUUCUACCGCGCCCUCAUACACGCUCCGCCACACAGGCCCCAGGACGACUACUCGGUGCUGUUUGAGGACACGUCGUACGCAGACGGCUACUCGCCGCCUCUCAACGUGGCUCAGCGCUACGUGGUCGCCUGCAAGGAGAACAAAAAGAAGUAAAAGCCAAGUGGACACAAGAUACCGCCGCACGUCACCUUGGCCUCAAGCCGCAUUGUGGCCAAUCAAGGAACUGCAUCUUGCCAAAAAGAAGCUUUUUGUUUUAAGAUAGGAUAACCAUACCCGUCAACCUCGGCUAAUAGCUGCCCUCAUAAAUGAUUACAAAUCCCCUUACCAAGCAACAAAAACCCGUACAACGGCUUACCGCGCAUGCGCACAUCAUGCUUUAUCAAUCCGACCGUACGCAGCGAUGAAAAAAAAUAUACGAUUGAGGAUUACUUUUGCUGGUUUGCCGUGACAAUAGUAGCGGUCAACGACGACUUUGUUGUUGGUUACCAGCAGGUGAGACGAUCUGGAUUUGAGCCAAAAUGGUCUUUGUGAGAUCGGUUCACAACUGGGGGGUUUUUUGUUUUGUUUUGUUUUUUUCGUAUAAAGGUACGAACAGGGACAUGCACUACUGGAGAGGCAGCCACUCGGGGUGUUUUGGUCAUGUUUAAAAUACUAUGGUAUAUUAAAUGUGUGCAUGAAAUAUUAAGAUUGUACAUAGUGAAAACUGUUUGAAUUGUUUUAACAUUAAAGGGU